Messenger RNA from Daldinia caldariorum, 1401 nucleotides. RefSeq lists its product as uncharacterized. NCBI's taxonomy places the organism in Eukaryota, Fungi, Ascomycota, Sordariomycetes, Xylariales, Hypoxylaceae. The coding region runs from base 1 to 1401 and encodes 466 amino acids. The record is from RefSeq and is a predicted model, not a curated record. The transcript is spliced from 3 exons.
AUGGCCCGAUUACAAGAACUCGAGCGUGCCGCAUACGACGUUAUCCGGAACGUCAAAGAGAUCCAGGAUCUCAGACAUGCGAGGCUCUCGGUCAUCGGAGGCCUAGCGCUGAUGCAUUACCUCCCCGAAUACCGCUCAACAGAUAAUAUCAAUUUCAUCACGAAUAUAUCAACAUCGCCGAGCUCGUUGAAAAAGCGACUACUAGAGCGACCCGGCUCGCCCUUCUUCCAGCGCUCGCAAGCGCUAUUCCACAAGGCCCCCGACGGUCAGGAGAUCCGAGUUGACAUCAGUCCGGAAUGGCUGUCGCCCUACCUCCCCGAAUCAGCCGUCGAGGUGCAGGACAUGCCGGAAGGCGCGAUCCCGUACAUCCCCCUGACGGACCUCAUCGUGUUCAAGCUGGACUCGAGCGGGCUGCGCUCGAACCCGGCGAAGAAGGAGCGCGACGCGCUCGACGCCGCGGCCCUCGUCGACCUCGCGACGCGCGCGGGCGCGCUGCGGCUGUCGGCGAAGCAGGAGCAGGUCGUCGAGGAGGCGCUGUGCGACGUGGCCAAGUGCGGGACGAAGGAGAAGGGCUGGUGGGAGGCGCGCAUGGGUCUGAGGGGGAGAGCGGGUUACGAUACCUCCGGCGGCAGCGGCGGUGGUGGUGGAGGGAUGGGGACGGGGGCAGGAGGAUUACCUGUAUUCCUGGAAGGGGCACGUAGUGGUAGUAGUAGUAGACAAGGAGGAGGAGGAGGAGGAGGAGGAGGCCGUCCGCACUCGAAAUCGGAUCCUUCCCCGUCCCCGGCGCAAGACACCUUCCAGAGAAACGAUCCCGCCGCGACCUGGGACUACGAACGCCUGGACCACACGCACAUCCGGCGGUUCAACUCGCUGCACGGCGCGAGCCGUAAGAGGUCCGGGGCCGGGUUCGGGGUCGGGGCUUCGCAGCGGAUGAUGAUCCGCGACGCGGGGUGCACGCUGACGCAGCCCAAGACGACGCACCACGCGAGUUUCCUGCAGCUGCAGAUGGAGGCGGCAGCAGCUCGACGGUCCGGAGGGUCCGGGUUGGGUAACGAAAUGAUCAGCCUCGGAAGCGGCGGCCGUGGCGACAGUAGUGGCGGUUAUGGAGGGUGUGGUGGUGGUAUGAACGACGAGCACGAGAUCGACGAUCUGUAUUACACGCUAGAGCCGAGAGGGAGCCCGACGGGAUGCGGGUCCCUAGUUACGGUAGCGGCGCUGGGGGCCGGAGCAGGGGGAUACUUCGAUGUUCCCUCGAGGCGGCCUGGGGGGUUAGAAACGGUAGCGGAAGACAGCUCCGGGGCAGGUUAUUUUGAUUCGAGUCCCGGGGAUACGCCUAGUGCCGCGACGCAGCCCCGAACGCCGCCGGGUUCGGAUAAGAAGAGCGUCUCGUUCCUACUCUAG